This is a messenger RNA of Anopheles maculipalpis, 3178 nucleotides long. RefSeq lists its product as uncharacterized. The transcript is spliced from 5 exons. Gene Ontology annotation, cellular component: plasma membrane. The coding region runs from base 1 to 3024 and encodes 1007 amino acids. Lineage: Eukaryota; Metazoa; Arthropoda; Insecta; Diptera; Culicidae. Gene Ontology annotation, biological process: iron ion transport. Gene Ontology annotation, molecular function: oxidoreductase activity; copper ion binding. The record is from RefSeq and is a predicted model, not a curated record.
AUGUAUAUCAGCAAUAGUGUGUUAACUGUUGGGCUUCAAUAUAGCCGAAUGCCCCUAGUAACUGCCACCGUUGCGAUCAUCUUGUCGCUGAUGGUUCAAACCUGCCACUCGCAAAGUGUCAUCACAGAUUGCGAUCCGAGUAAAUGCCAACCACUAUCAAACAUUUCGGAAACAUCGCUAGAACCAGGACAACGGAUACGUCGCGAGUUGGACCCGUGCUGUGAGAUCCUUCGACUGUACUGUGACACUAGCGCUUGUCCACCAGCGAUAGAGUUUUGUGAUGCAGAACGAACUAUUCGCCCUAUAACUACUGCCGGAACAUGCUGUACACUGCAGCGUUGUGAAAACUUUUGUGACGUGUACGCUGAUGGGGAAAUUACGACGAGAUCGGUCGGCGAGAAGUGGUUCAAUAUGGUCAAUGAAACCACCUGUAUGAACUACGAGUGUUUGCGAAAUGAGGCAAACGAAACAUUCAUCAAUUCUAUUGGCAUACAGUGUAACACAACGUGUCCGGAGGGUUUUGAGCCGCUGAUCUCACAUCAACAUUGCUGUCCUCAGUGCGUUCAGGCACAGUGCAAGUUUGAUGAUCAGUUCUACCGCGAGGCACAAUCGUGGGCUAGUCCUGACGGGUGUCUGCUUUAUCGGUGCGUUAAGGAGAGUGGUUUCCUUUCGAUCAGCUCAAGCCGCAAGCAGUGCCCACCGGUAGGAAGUUGCCCCGACCAGUAUAUUGUUGAGCGUGAUUGCUGCAAGGUGUGUAAUUACACCGAAUCAAAAAUGGUGCCAGAGCCGACGACAGCUUCUUCAACGGAGCAAGAAGAAGGGGUUGAUUUCUACGAGGAACAGAGCUACAGCAAUCAUCCCUGCAAGAGGGUAUGCACGCUGGGACGUAGGCCGGAAACUUGUUACUAUCGUUUCCGUCUCGAAUGGUAUCGUACACUUAGUAAGGCCUGCUACAACUGUCCCUACAAUGCUACCGACUGUUCGCGACCGCAUUGCAUCGCUGGAGAUGGUGUGCGAAGAAACGUGGCCGUUAUUAACCGGAUGAUGCCAGGUCCAGCCAUUGAGGUGUGUGAGAAUGAUAUAAUUGUGGUGGACGUGGAGAACCAUCUGAUGGGCGAAAGCACAACCAUCCAUUGGCACGGUUUGCAUCAGAGGCGUACUCCGUACAUGGAUGGUGUUCCGCACGUUUCGCAGUGUCCCAUCAGUCCAGGCACUACGUUCCGGUACACGUUCCGAGCGGAUAAUCCGGGCACACACUUCUGGCACUCGCACACCGGUAUGCAGCGUGGUGAUGGUGCGUUCGGAGCCUUGAUCAUUCGCAAGGAUAAUGAUAUACAUGAAUUGAUGUACGAUCACGAUCUGUCCGAGCACGUGAUUACGGUACAGGAUUGGGGUCACGAGCAGGGUGUCUCCUUGUUUGCCGCACAUCAUCAUUCGACCGGUGAUAAUAAACCGCCGAACUUGUUGAUCAAUGGACGAGGCAAGUAUUUCCAGCGGUUCUCUAAGACCACACCACUAGGAACGUCUACGACUACUCUCGAUCCGAUAUCAGAAGAGGACCCUUCAGUAACAACUCAACCAGAAACGAUUCCAGUGGAAGACACAACGAUAGUCGAGGAUGAGCAGACAACGAUGGAACCAUCUGCAACUGCUCUGGAUGAAGUAGAGCUACUGCAAGCUAGUAGCAAUAACAUUAAAACAGUGCUCCAUUCGAACGAUGUGCGACACCGAACCAAGCGACAAUCGCGAACGGUAAACUUUAAUGCCGUUGUUGUUCCGGAAUCGCAACACAUUCCCUUGAGUGUGUUUUACGUCGAUAAGGGUCGCCGGUAUCGCUUCCGACUAAUUAAUGCUGAAUUUCUCAAUUGCCCAGUGGAGUUGUCUAUCGAGAAUCACAACCUUACGGUUAUUUCGUCGGACGGGUUCGGUAUACAGCCGCUGGAGGAUCUUGGCUCUUUCGUCAGUUACGCGGGAGAACGGUUCGAUUUUGUAAUCAAAGCUAACCAACCGAUCGGUAACUAUCUGAUUCGGUUCCGUGGACUGAUGGAUUGUGAUGAGCGAUUUACUUCGGCGUACCAGUUCGCCGUGCUACGAUAUCGGGGAGCUCCAGAGGACACUGAGUAUGAAUCGUGGCCACCAUAUGAUUAUGAGGCACCGGGCGUACAGCUUAACUCACUGAAUAGAGGUCCCGGGGCAGAGAACGUGAUAACAAUUUCCGAAACGAACGCACUGGAUCAGGAAGAUUUAUUACUACUGCGCGACAAAACGGAUUACAAAUUCUACGUGUAUUACGAUUUUUACGGCAAGGACAAUCCUCACUUCCAUGUACCAUCGUUGUACGGCUUUCAGCAGGUGAUCAAUAACACGAACCGGCUGUAUACACCACAGUUGAAUCAUAUUUCAAUGCGUAUGCCAUCGAUACCGUUCCUGCCGGGUAAGGAUGUGCUGGAUGAGAGCCAGUUCUGUAACGAGACGAGUGUACGUGAUCGCAACUGUCGGGAGGAGUUUUGCGAGUGUAGUCAUGUGAUUCAGAUUCCACUUCAUGCCACGGUGGAAAUGGUGAUGAUCGACGAGGGAUACACGUUCGAUGCGAAUCAUCCAUUUCAUCUGCAUGGCCAUGCGUUCCGUGUGGUGGGAAUGGACCGCGUAAGUCGCAACACAACCGUGGAGGACAUUCGUCGUAUGGAUGAGGAGGGUUUGUUACCGAGAAGGCUUAAGAAGGCUCCGAUCAAGGACACGGUGACCAUUCCUGACGGUGGCUAUACAAUCAUCCGUUUCAUUGCGAAUAAUCCUGGAUAUUGGCUAUUUCACUGUCACAUUGAGUUCCAUGCAGAGAUCGGUAUGUCACUAGUGCUGAAGGUUGGUGACAGUUCCGAAAUGCUCCCGGUUCCCGCAAACUUUCCCACCUGUUACGACUUUAAACCGAAGCUAGGAGAGCUCGGCAGCGGAACGGGUUCGACCAGAUUCACCUUAUCACUGCUUCUGUUAGUGUCUGUGGUGCAGACACUACACCGACUCCUAUAAGCAACAACCUGAACAAACAAUUUGUGAUAUUAGACGCUUCCGAACGGACUCAAGUAUUUCGUUCGACCAUAGUAUUAUCUGGCCACGGAGAGGUCGCUUCGUGGAGGCCUUAAGUUAUGACUCAUUCGCGUACGCUUAAGCUGUUAGAUUACGA